Messenger RNA from Penicillium macrosclerotiorum, 477 nucleotides. RefSeq names its product alpha/beta hydrolase. The record is from RefSeq and is a predicted model, not a curated record. The coding region runs from base 1 to 477 and encodes 158 amino acids. NCBI's taxonomy places the organism in Eukaryota, Fungi, Ascomycota, Eurotiomycetes, Eurotiales, Aspergillaceae. The transcript has a single exon.
AUGGAUGAUAUGGGUACUCUCGCCCGCCAGGGUCUCCAAAACUCGACCAGCGCCGGCUUCAAGGAAUCAAUCGCCGAAGCAGCCCAGCAGCGCUGGACCGAGAUCGAGGACGGCAAGGCCCAGUAUACCAGUGGCACCCUGAAUCACCUUACGGCGAAUGCGAUGCCGGUCGAACGCGAAUUCUACGAUUUCUACCGUACCGAACGUGGCGAGCUUGCGCUCGUUAGAUCAACGCCAGAACUCACGACUCACCCUACGUUCUCUUCCUUCACCAAGUUCGUCAAUUGUUAUCUUUUCAGUGGCAUUCAGAAAGUUUCACCGCGUCCUUUAAUUUUCAUCUCUGGUGACCAGGCACACUCCCGCGAGUUUAGCGAUGACGCUUAUUCGCGUGCUGCUGAACCGAAGGAGCUCCUCUGGGUGCCUGGUGCAGGCCACGUUGAUCUUUAUGAUCGCAUCGAGCUCAUCCCAUUUCAGUGA